Seriola dumerili (greater amberjack) is the source of this 2432-nucleotide messenger RNA. RefSeq names its product membrane-bound O-acyltransferase domain-containing protein 2-like (gene mboat2b). The transcript is spliced from 14 exons. Gene Ontology annotation, molecular function: acyltransferase activity. Gene Ontology annotation, cellular component: membrane. The record is from RefSeq and is a predicted model, not a curated record. Gene Ontology annotation, biological process: lipid modification. NCBI's taxonomy places the organism in Eukaryota, Metazoa, Chordata, Actinopteri, Carangiformes, Carangidae. Bases 35 to 1618 code for a protein of 527 amino acids.
CACAAGCAGCAGAUCCGGCCGCAGACACGGAGCCAUGGCCGCUGACGGCAGCCGAUCCACGGCCUGCACCGGCUCCAGCCUGCUGCAGCCGGUCAGUGAGAUCACCAACCUGCCGCUGGACCAGGUGAACUUUGUGGUUUGUCAGCUCUGUGCUUUGCUGUCGGCCUUCUGGUUUCGUCUCUUCCUCCAUCCCAGAAAAACCAGUCCCUUCAUCAGACAUGUGGUGGCGACUCUGCUGGGACUCUACUUCGCUCUAUUCUGCUUCGGCUGGUAUGCUCUUCACUUCCUGGUUCAGAGCGGACUCACUUACGGCAUCAUGAUCCUGACUGGAGUCGAACACAUGCACAAAUACUGCCUGCUGGUGGCUCUCAGCUACCUGAGUCUGUGUCAGAUCACUCGAGUCUACGUCUUCGACUACGGCAUGUACUCUGCCGACUUCACCGGCCCCAUGAUGGUGAUCACACAAAAAAUCACCAGCCUGGCGUUUGAGAUCCAUGACGGAAUGGCUCGAAAAGAGGAACAUCUGACUCCAGGACAGAAGAUUUUGGCCAUAAGGAGGAUGCCCAGUCUGCUGGAGUACUUCAGCUACAACUGUAACUUCAUGGGGAUCCUGGCCGGACCCACCUGCUCCUACAACGACUACAUCGCCUUCAUCGAGGGAGACCCCCGUCGCCAUAGAGACCAGGAUGCUGACAAGAAGCCCAACGGCAAGCUGAGGCAGAGCGAGCCAUCGCCAAACACGGAGGUCAUCAGGAAAGUGGCCACCUCCUUCUUCUGCCUGCUGGUCUUCCUGUCCGUCUGUAAAGUCUUCCCCGUGGAACGAAACAUCGACGACGACUUUAUCGCCAAUACGCCCUUCUAUGCUCAGGUGGUCUACCUGUACCUGUCCAUGCUGACCACCAGACCCAAGUACUACUUCGUCUGGACGCUGGCUGACGCCAUCAACAACGCCGCCGGCUUCGGCUUCAACGGCUACGACAGUGACGGCUAUCCUCGCUGGGACCUCAUCUCCAACCUGCGGAUCCUCAACAUCGAGUUCGCCACCAGCUUCAAAGUUUUCCUGGACAACUGGAACAUUCAGACGGCGCACUGGCUCAAAAGGGUGUGUUACGAGCGAUGUCCCUACCACCCUACAGCAGCCACCUUCAUCCUGUCAGCCAUGUGGCAUGGAGCGUAUCCAGGCUACUACCUCACCUUCCUCACCGGCAUCGUCAUCACACUGGCAGCUAGAGCGGUCAGACACAACGUUCGGCCACACUUCCUUCAGUCACCCUCCCAUAAACUGGUCUAUGAUGUCAUCACAUGGGCGGCCACUCAGAUUGCCAUCUGCUACACAGUGGUGCCUUUUGUCCUGUUGUCUGUCGGCCCGUCGAUAAAGUUUUACAGGUCCUGGUACUUUGGUCUCCACAUCGGUUGCGUUCUGCUGGCUGUGGCGUUGCCGGUCAAACCGAGACAUCUCCGUCUCAAAGACCAGAAGAAAAAAUUGCCCCAGGAGCCAGUCCAGCACCACCUGGAGGCUUCAGACAGCAACUGCAGCCAGAAGGAAAAAACCACGAGACAGACCACAAAGAACAAUCGCAGCCCUGCAGACUGUCCAUCUGCAGGAGUGAGUGGAUAAAGGGAGGAAUAACUGAAUGGAUGAACGGAUGAUUAAAUGAGAUUAUAUGAAAAGACAGAAUGAGUAAGUGGAUGAAUAAAUGAGUUUGGUGAAUGAAUGGAUGAAUGAAUGAGCAGGCCAGUGAGUUAGUGCAUUAAACAAGUAAAUGAAUGAACAAAGAAGAAGAAGAAAAUGAACUUUUCUCCUCCACAUUCCUCUGAUUUCACAGGUCGACUGUCAUCGUGUUAUAAUCUCUUCAACCACUACGUCACAGUAUCAUAGACAUGAGUUUUGGAGAACGUGCCAAUGAUUAUUCCACUCAGUCGCCUUAGUUGUUUUGUUUUGUUUUUUUACAAGAAAAAUGCUGUUCACUCUUUCUUGAUGUGUGAGUGCUGAGGAAGACCUUGUGUUUACAUUUGUAGAUGUCAGUUUUUGUCAAGUAGUUAUUUAUGUAAUCUGUACCACUUUAUGAGAAGGCACCAGUUAUAAAGGGUUUAUGAGCUGUAAUUAAUGGCUUUAAUAAUGGAUAAUAAAUCAUUUACCAAUACUUUAUAUACAAGUUAUUAGCUAUUGAUAAGAACAAGUUUUAGGGCUCCAGGUUGUGGAAAAUCCUCCAACGGCACAUAACUCUACAUUUGUACCUUUUCUUUGCACGUAGAUCAACAAGUAAUAAAUUGCAGUUGUAAUAUUAAUAAACAGUUUCUAAGAGGAGUUUGCAGAUGUCCAGAUGUUCUGCAGAUCAGUGGACAAACAGUCCACUGGACAGGUCUCCCUAAAACAUGUUCUUAUUAUUGUCUUCUAACUGAUCUGUGGCGCAUCAGUAAAUUAUUUAUUA